Messenger RNA from Aquila chrysaetos chrysaetos, 790 nucleotides. RefSeq names its product MORN repeat containing 5 (gene MORN5). The record is from RefSeq and is a predicted model, not a curated record. The transcript has 7 exons. The coding region runs from base 1 to 648 and encodes 215 amino acids. NCBI's taxonomy places the organism in Eukaryota, Metazoa, Chordata, Aves, Accipitriformes, Accipitridae.
AUGGCGGCCCCGCUCUCCUUCAGCUCCCCUCAGCGCCCGCCCGCCACCGCGCAUGCGCCGCCGGCAGGGAGGGCGGGAAGGGGAAGGGAGAAACGACGUCGGGCCCGGCCGGGCUGGGCCGGGCCGCCAUGGAGGCGGGCGGGCGGGCGCUACAGCGGGGGCACCGUGCGCGGCAGGAUGGAGGGACAGGGCUCCUACACGCUGCCGACGGGCACCGAGUACCGGGGAGCGCUGCGGGACGGGAUGUUUGAGGGAGAGGGAGAGCUGAUCUUCCCCAACGGCGGCAGAUACCGGGCGGUCUGGCACCGCGGGGUGCCCGUGCAGGGGAAAUACACUUUUGCAGAUGGUCUCCAAUACAAAGAUAAAAAAUGGCAUUACUGUGAUGGCUACGACAGAAGAUUUUAUACAGAAAUCUGUUCUGGUCUUAAACCACCAGGCACUUCUCAGCUUACAAAUCUGGAUCCUCCCAAAAAAAUCCCGGAAGGUUGUUACGACUGUGGUGAUGGAUUCUAUAAUCCUGAAACCAGAGUUAUUGUUGACUACAAACUCAGGUUUCUGAGAAACGCAGAUGAUGAUGAGCAUGAAUGGAUCAUUCGGACCUGCCGGAAAGCUUGGGAUGAAACAAUUGAACAUAAACCGAAACCAUGAAAACAGUUUUUGCUAGAUGAUAAUAUCCCAAAGCAGACAGGAGAUGAAUGCAAAUGACCUGAGAUAAGGUUUGGUUCAGUGGCAACAGUCAGUGUGAAAUAUGUUGUGAAACAAUGUAUUGAAUAAAUUAGAGGAUUUCUUA